AUAUUCAUUGAACUGACUGAAUGUGCAAUAACAUAUCUUUAUAUUUGCAGAGUGCAGACAAGCAGUCAUUGUUUGCUAUGGCUUUGUAGUUUUGUGUUUAUACACAAGACUGAUUAUAUUGUGGAGAUUUCUAUGCAUAUACUCUUGGGCAAAACACCAAACGCUAAGCUGCCAUGAGUUCUGACAGUGCAAGUUUCUCAUCGAAUAUCUCCAUUGUUCAUCCUGAAUACUUUUUCAUCACUGGGCUUUCAGGUACAGAAUACAGCAAUUAUUACUACAUCUUCUUGUUUUUCCUUUAUAUUGUUGCUGUAAUCGGAAACUUUAUAGUUCUUCUCAUUAUAGCUCUUGAACGCAGUCUGCACAGUCCAAAGUACAUUGCUGUGUUUAACUUGGCCUUGGCUGAUAUUGGUGAAAUGAAUGCACUGGUUCCUAACAUGAUAAAAAUGUUUCUGUUUGAGUCCCAGUACAUCUCCUAUAAUGCGUGUAUGGUAAACAUGUUUUUUGUUCACUUCUUUACUACCAUGCAGAGUUUCACUCUUGUUGUUAUGUCUUACGAUCGCUUUGUAGCUAUUUGCUUGCCAUUGAGAUAUCAUGCUAUUGUCAACAACACAGUCAUAUCUGUAGUGUUUUUAGUUUUAUGGGCGUUUAAUGUUUUUGUGCUUCUGGUUGUGGUGGGUAUGAUCACUCGACUGUCAAUCUGCAAAAGCAAUGUGAUACUGAGUUAUUAUGGUGAUCAUGGACCAGUGUAUAAGUUGGCAUGUAAUGAUAACAGCAUCAAUUCUUUUUUGGGAAAACUCAGCACAGCUUUAUAUCUAGUAGCACCACUGAUCAUCAUAUUCCUGUCAUAUGUGGGUGUUUUUCUUGCUUUAAGUAAAAUUACAACUUGGGAAGGACGUUUAAAAGCUCUGAAAACCUGUGUUGCACAUUUGUUGUUGGCGGGAUCUUUUUUCGUUCCUAUAUUCAGCAUAUACAUUGCUUCAAUCAUGAAUUCCCUCACUCCUAAUGCAAGGGUCCUCAGCACAUCCCUGUCAUAUGUGCUUCCACCAACUCUAAACCCUAUACUUUACGUUUUAAACACAGCUGAAAUCAAACAAUUAAUUAAAAAAAUUAUUAAAAACAGAUCUACCAAAACUGUGCAUGUUGCAAGCUAACUUGUUUUCUUUAUUAAUGUUUUUAGAAUGUACUAGAUGUUUUCACAUAAAUAUAUGGAGACAAAUAAUUUAGAAAUAGAUUAAGUGUACUGGGUUAUAUAUAAUGUAAAAUUCUCAGUUCAACAUGUGUUUAAGGAUAAGUUUAUGUAUUAGAGCUAAUUUUAGGAGCCUUUAUUUCACUUUUGUUAAACAUAAUACAAAGCAAACACAAUGUAAACACAAUAAAAAAGCAAAAGAUAUGUCAUGUUUCUGCAUUUUACUCAAAUAACAUGUCUAAAUCCCUGCCUUAUUGAUUGCAUUGGGUCUGUAUUGGAUUUAUAAUCGAAACAAAAAUAAAACAAGGUGGAAUUGUAUUGAUGAAGUGAAUAAUAUAUUCCUAAGAGUUGACUAGACAUGCACAAUUCUGUCUUUAUUGUGUUCUGUAUUAUAAUAUAGUACUGUAUGAUAUAGCAAGUUGUACAUGCUGACAUUCAACAUAUCAUUUUCACUAGUUUAUUUAUACAUGAAUAAAACAAUGUGUUGCAGAUAAUAUAUACACAAUGACAAUGAGCUGGGUGAACUCCUGUGAGAGACACAACUUAUAGCUACUGUGACAUUUGUACUGGCCUUUUCUUAAGAUGAUUGUCUGUCCCAAUAAAUGUAUUAUAAAUGUU
Molecule: messenger RNA, 1804 nt
Organism: Danio rerio (zebrafish)
Lineage: Eukaryota; Metazoa; Chordata; Actinopteri; Cypriniformes; Danionidae
Gene: or42c5
Product: odorant receptor, family 42, subfamily C, member 5
Biological process (GO): G protein-coupled receptor signaling pathway; signal transduction
Cellular component (GO): plasma membrane; membrane
Molecular function (GO): olfactory receptor activity; G protein-coupled receptor activity
Source: RefSeq, marked provisional